Molecule: messenger RNA, 1715 nt
Organism: Sinocyclocheilus rhinocerous
Lineage: Eukaryota; Metazoa; Chordata; Actinopteri; Cypriniformes; Cyprinidae
Product: keratin, type I cytoskeletal 47 kDa
Exons: 9
Coding region: 96-1589 (497 amino acids)
Cellular component (GO): cytoskeleton
Molecular function (GO): structural molecule activity
Source: RefSeq, a predicted model, not a curated record
UAAAACACGCCGUCUCCAGCGUCUUGCACUACUCUACACCAGUGCCUCCGCUGACAUCGUCUCCACUCACCGUCUCACGUCUCUCCACUCUUGACAUGGCGUUCAGAUCUCAGCGUUUCUCUGGCAGGUCUUUCUCCGCGGCCAGCAGCCGUUCGAUGGCUCCCGGCAGCUUCUCCAGCUUUGGAAGUCAGUCGAUGAUGGCUGGAGGUCUGCAGAGCGGCGCCGGCUUGGGCUUCGGAUCUGGAGCCAGUUUGGGCUUUGGGUCUGGUUAUGGCGCGGGUGGAGGUUCUCUCUCGGCUAGUUUGAGGACGGUUGGAGGCUCUCUCUCGAGCACAGGAGGUGGAGGCUCCGUCGGGGUGAGUUUCAGGGCGGGCGCAGGGUCUUUCCCAGAAGCCAUGUCCAAUGUCAUCAACGAGAAACAGCAGAUGCAGGUUCUGAACGACCGUCUCGCGACCUACCUGGAGAAGGUGAAGCGCCUGGAGACCACGAACCACGAGCUCAACGAGAAGCUCCGUGCAUUCACCGUCAACAGAGUCCAGAGCAGCUUCAACCUGGAGCCCUACGAGAUCCAGAUAAAGCCACUGCGCGAGAAGCUUCUGCUUCUCAUGCAGGACCACACACGCAUCGCUUUAGCCGUAGACAACGCCAAACUGGCCGCUGAUGAUUUCAGAAUGAAGUUCGAGACGGAGCUGGCCAUGCGUCAGUCUGUGGAGGGUGACAUCGCCGGUCUGAGGACCCUGAAGAAGGAGUACGACUCCACCAACGCCAUCUUACUGACGGAGGUCACGGGCCUGGAGAAGGAGUGCGCCGCUCUCAGAGACGCGCACCAGGAGGACAUGAUAGCCCUGCGUGGGCAGAUGAUGGGCACCGUGACGGUGGAUGUGAAGGAGAUCGAGAGCACGGAUCUGUCUCGAGUGCUGGCUGAGAUGCGCUCCGAGUACGAGACGGACAUCGAGAAGAACCGCCGGGAGGCCGAGAACUGGUACACCAAACAGGUGGAGAAGAAGCAGGCGGAGGUGGAGCUGAUCACAGAGACCACCGUCAGCGGCAGCUCCGAAAUCACCGGCAACCGCAAACAGAGCCUGAGUCUGCAGACGCAGCUGGACGCCACGCUGACGGAGAAGAGGAAUCUGGAGCAGCGUCUGGUGGAGGCGCAGGCUCAGUACCAGGCUCAGCUCUUCUCUCUGGCUCAGCUGGUGGGCGGUCUGGAGGGCGAGCUCACCUCGGUGCGCGAGAACACGCUGCAGCAGAGCCACGACUACCAGCUGCUCCUCAGCACCAAGGUCCAGCUGGAGCGCGAGAUCGGCACGUAUAAAGCUCUGCUGGAGGGCGCCGGAGAGCCCAGCAACCUCGCCGCGCUCAAGACACCGGCCUUGAAGGUGGAGGUUGUGAAGAGUGGUCUGCUUUCAUCAGCCGCUGCCGGUGCAGGGGGCGGAGUCGAAGUCCCCGCCCCCUCUGAAGCGCAGUCAGGUGGUUCCGGCGCGAGCGAGACGGCGGUGGGCGGAGCAACAGGGUAUGCUCUGAUGUCAUUGGCGGGUGUAGCAGCGGAUGCAGUGAUGUCAUCAGGCAGUCCAGCAGCUGAGAUAUAAUGUCCAGCGGCGCGAUGAGCGGGUCUUCAUGGUGGUGUUGAGGUCAUCAAAGCUCAACCAAUCGAACGCUGACGUCUCUCUACAGUGUGUCAUGUGACCAGCAUCAAUAAAACUCAAACUCUUGAA